UGUGUGUGUGUGUGCGUGUGUGUGUGCGUGUGUGUGUGACUAUAUGUGGGGAUUAACUGAAGCGUGUUGCCCGGAAGUGUUGAGCGAGAGGUGCGGAAGUCCAAGGGGCGGGAAGACAAGCUCGGAGGUCCGUGAGACAGGCAGGAAGUCGGGGGCAUUAGCGAGGCAUCAUAGUUUGUGUCCAGGUGGGAGGUCCAGAUCCAGGAGGCAGCCAGGGAAGCAGAGGGAAUACGGUGAGACGAGACACACAGCUCGUGGCGCGGGAACAGAGGUCUGCUGCUGGGAGGCGACAAGGAGGACACGAGACAAAAUGAACACGGCGAGGGAGAAAACACAGAGAGAGAAAGAGUGCAUAGAGCUUGACAGUUUUGGCUUACUGUACAGGACAGACCCGCUGCGGGAGCACCCAGAAGCUCCGCUGAGGGCACAGCAGGACACGCCUCCACGUGCGCCGCUCAGACCGCGGCCACGCGCCUCCACAGCUGGAGACAAUCAGCAAUCAGCGCACCUGGACUUGAUAAAGAGCAGCAGCAUGAAGGCUAACGCAGCAGGCCGGAACAUAGCAUCUGUUCACAUUGUCUCCGUUGCCAUGUGCCUCACUUCUCUGGAUCUCCCCCUGGACCCUGACUGCCUUCCUCGAUCCUCGACUACCCCCGCUUUCGGACUCGGACCUCAGGACAUCUCUCUCCAGCCCCAUGGACAUCGCUUGGAUCACAUAACUUUUUUGCCUAGCCCCUUUGGACUUGUUUGCCUCCACAACCAACACACACUUCCAACAACCUCUUGUAAAUACUAUCUGGUUAAAUUCUACAGAUAAUCUCGCAUGCACACACAUAGUAACAUACACACCCCACGUAUUCAUCAGAUCUCAAUAAAACCAAUUGAGCUAGACUUCCUGUGUUGUGCCGUCUCCUUCCCCCUAGUCGUACACAACAUUAACUUGCACUUACAGAUGUAGCGACAAACUGUAGUUACUGACAGUGGUUUUCUGAAGUGUUCCUGAGCCCAUGUGGUGAUAUCCUUUACACACUGAUGUCACUUUUUGAUGCAGUACCGCCUGAGGGAUCGAAUGUCCGUAAUAUCAUCGCUUACGUGCAGUGAUUUCUCCAGAUUUUCUGAACUCUUUGAUGAUACUACGGACCGU
This is a messenger RNA of Entelurus aequoreus (snake pipefish), 1144 nucleotides long. RefSeq lists its product as uncharacterized. The record is from RefSeq and is a predicted model, not a curated record. NCBI's taxonomy places the organism in Eukaryota, Metazoa, Chordata, Actinopteri, Syngnathiformes, Syngnathidae. The transcript has 2 exons. Bases 44 to 817 code for a protein of 257 amino acids.